Molecule: messenger RNA, 2825 nt
Organism: Rhineura floridana
Lineage: Eukaryota; Metazoa; Chordata; Lepidosauria; Squamata; Rhineuridae
Product: probable G-protein coupled receptor 34
Exons: 2
Coding region: 56-1078 (340 amino acids)
Biological process (GO): G protein-coupled receptor signaling pathway
Cellular component (GO): membrane
Molecular function (GO): G protein-coupled receptor activity; oxysterol binding
Source: RefSeq, a predicted model, not a curated record
GAAAUGCAGGUGAACUCCUGGUGAGUCGGAUACAUGAGAGAAGCUGCCAAGGGCUAUGGGUAUGCUUUCCCCUCAUGGUGAACUCCCAAGGAAUGCAUCUAAUGCAUCAGCUUGUGAAAUCCAGAAUGGCUUCUUAGCAGAGACUUUGCCUGUGUUGUACUCGGUCAUUUCUCUAUUCAGUUUCUUCAGCAACGUGCUGGCCCUUUGGGUGUUCCAAUUUGGCAUGCAGAAGACAAACUCCAUCACAGUGUACAUGAAGAACCUUGCCAUCUCAGACCUCCUGCUUGCCCUCUGCCUGCCCUUCCGAGUGGCUUAUGUGAACGCGAGUGGCCCCUUCAUCCUGUGCAAGGUGGUUGGCAUAGUCUUCUACAUCACCAUGUACGUCAGUAUCCUGCUUCUCAGCCUGAUCAGUCUGGAUCGCUACCUGAAGAUCAUCAGGCCCCUCCAGCAAUUCCAGAUCCACACCGUGCCUCACAGCACUAAUGCUUCCAGAGCGGUGUGGCUGCUCUGCAUUGCCGCAAUGCUACCUUACUGUUUCGAAAAUGGCAGCAGCAGUGAGCCCUGCAGCCACAAAUGCUUCCACUUCAAGAAGAGGAGCACUCUGGCAGCAGUGUUCAACAUGAUUGCAGUGGUCAUCUUCUUCUUCCUGCUGCUGUUUUUCCUUUACUCGUACAGCAAAAUCUCCCUUAAGCUCCACACAGUCUCCUUAAAGAAAACACAACAGCAAAGUAAGAGAAUCAGCACCAGAGCCAUCUCAAAGACCUUUGUAGUCCUGGUCAUCUUCAUAAUAUGCUUCACCCCUUACCAUGUGGUUCGAGUGCCUUACAUUCUUGCCCAGGUGGGGAUCAUCUCUGCCAAGUGGAGCACUCAGGCCCUCCACCUUGCCAAUGAACUCGUCCUUUGCAUCUCAGCCCUCAACUGCUGCUUUGACCCCGUGAUUUUCUUUUUUUUGUCCAGCAGUUUCAAGAGAGCCAUGGUGGCAACCACCCAUGGAAAGCUGAAGGAGGCGCUCCAGAAGAAUCCAGAAGCUGUAAGCCAUAGAAAAUCCAUCACUGACUCUAAAAUCCAGGGGAGCUGAGGUUCAGGAUCAGCAAUUGUUGGAGACUAAUGGAAGACAUACCAGGGGUGGGUGAGGCCAUAGGCAAAAGUAGGUGGAGCAAAGCAUGGGACUCUUUGUACAAUAGGCUACGUUCCAACCAUGCAAACAUCAGAUAUUUCUGCCCCCUGCACUCUCUUUGGAUGAUGUAUGUCAAUUCUAACAGUGCGUUAUUUUUCAGUGAGUUCAUUAGCUUCAGUUGGUGCCGAAUGUGGUGGCCAGACUGCUGAUGGGGGCACAUGGCUAACAACAUGUGACAUCAUUGCUAAAACAUCUGCACUGGCUGCCCAUCCACUACCAAGCCCAGUCAAGGUCCUUGGAUUCAUUAACCAAGCCCUGAACAACAUAGAUCCAGGGUACCUUAGGGACAGCUUGAACCCUUAUAUUACAGCUCAGUCACUGAAAUCAUCUGCAGGAGCAUCGUUGGUCAUCCCCCAAGUUAUUGAGGCUCAUUUGACAAGAAAUCAAGCCUUCAGUGUCAUCACCCCAGUCCUGUGGAAUGCUCUGCCAACAGAGAUUCAGCAGGCGCCUUCUCUUCUGACUUUUAAAUGCCUGCUGAAAAUUUUCCUGUUACCAGCCUUAUGCUGGCAGUUGAGAAGAUCGCUUUCUGCAAUAGUUAAUGAUUGCUGAUUUUACCUUUUUACGUGGUUUUACCAUGUAUUAUGUUGUAAACCACUUUGAUUUUUUAAAAAAUGAAUAGCAGUAUGGAAAUAUUUUAGAUAAAUAAAUAAAUGAAAGACAGGACCGGAAGAGAUGCAAUAAGCGAUAAGUAAUGAACAGUUUGUCCUGCUUUUUCUAAGCCAUGGCCACCUGCUCAGCAACUGAUGUCAUGUGACAUCAUGUGCGGGGCAGGUAAGGUUGUGGCUGCAAAAGAACAAUUGAAAAAUGCGAUACUGAUUGUUCCUUGGCAAGCAGGGCUUGCAUUCAGUGUCUUUUAAAAUUUGCAAAAAAUGCAAGCCACAGUAGGUUUGUUCCCACCCCAGAGCUCUUGAGUAGGGUUAUCCCAGCGCAAAGCUACAAGCCCCAAUUUCAGCAGGGAACUGCUCUACUUGGGAACUCCAAUCAGAUCCAAAUCCAAGCCCUAGUUAGCAGAGGAACACCUGGGAGAUUAAAAGCUGGCAUCUUAGAAACCCCCCCAGUAGCUGAUUCUUAUUUAAAAUCUUGUAUCAGAAUAUGAGUUCUUAUGCACAGCAUUUAAGGAAAAGUUUGAGAAAUCAGAAAGCAUUCAGAGGAGAAUCACAGAAGUGUAAAAAGGGUCUACAUUAGAUGGUGUCAUACAGAGAGAGAGAAAAGGUCAAGGUGUAUACUUUUAAAAUGUAUUUAGUGCUGGGUGUUCCUGCGAGGUGUUUUAAUUUAAGUAUUCAGAUAUAGAGGGUGUUACAGAUUAGGCAAAUGAGAGCAUUUUCUUGAGAAACAGGCAUAUAGCUGAGGUUUACCAUAAGCUUUUGUGUGGUUUCUCAUGCAGUUAUAGCAAUAAAGCAAAUGCAGCCUUGUCUUCUCAUAGCCCAAGUUUCAUUUCUUACUGUGCUGCAAGACAAAAGUGGGAAAUAGGAUCUGAUCCUCAGCAGUUCCACCUCUUGUGGGCCAUUUUGACAUCUGCUCUUUAUCUGUGGGGAAGGGCCGUGGCUCAGUGAUAGAGCAUCUGCCUUGCAUGCAGAAGGUCCCAAGUUCAAUCCCUGGCAUCUCCAGGCAGGACUGGGAAGGUCCCCUCUCUUAAACCCUGGAGAGC